AAAAGAAGUUCUGCUGUGCACUGAGAUGUUGACUCAUUUUUGACAGGCAGUUUUCAUUGGUGAGAGCACAGACUGCCGAUACUGAAAAUCCCAAUCUAAACCCUGAGCCUACCUGAACUGCCAGACUAGUGUCAGAGCUAAGCUAUGCAGGACACAUCCCAAGCACCGCUGUUCACAGUGGCGUGAGCUCAGCUUCCUGUUGUCAACAGUCUCUACGGAAUUUAAGAAACAAGUGUCAAAAUGGAAGAGGCAGAACUGCUGAAGGAGCGACUCCAAGCCAUUACAGAUAAGAGAAGAAUUCAAGAGGACAUUGGGAAAAAAAGGAUAGAAAUAGAAGAAGAAAAAUUAAAGCUUCAAUAUUUAAAGAAAAAAUCGUUGAGAGAAAAAUGGCUCAUGGACGGAUUAAGUGCCCAGAGUCCGCAGGAACAAGAGGAAAUAAGAAAGCAGGCUCAAAACGACCAGCAACAGACCACACUGCUGGAGAGUAACAUCCAAAGGAUGGAAAAUGAAAUCAAGGCUCUUGAACAGCAUGAGUUACAGAUCUCAACCAAUGAGGGAAUUAUAUUGAAAAGGUUGAAAGAAGUUGAGAAAUCUCCUGAAGAUAUCAUAAAGGCUGUAAAGGCUGAAGCCCAAAAAGAGUCAAUUGCAUAUGUUAAUUCCAAGAUCUCAGAUCUUCCGAAAUCUUACAAACCUUCAAAGCUGAAAAAAAUGGCAAGUCCAGAACCUGAACCAGAUAAUGAUCAAUCCAAAAAAGCCUUGUUUGCAAUGGAGAUCAAUGUGCAAAAGGACAUGAAGACUGGUGAAAGUCAGGUUCUGUCGAUGGCAACUGUCUCAGCUGAGGAGUUUAAAGAGAAAGGGAUUAAAGUAUACGAUGACGGAAGAAAAUCCAUUUACGCGGUGAAUUCUGCUGGGGGGAACAAUCACAAUGGGCUAGAGGAACUGUCCCCGGUUGAGGUAGAGGAGCUGUUAAGGAAAGCCACUGAAAAGAAGUCUGAUUUAGAAUACCACGAACCAGUGUUCUCAAGCCCGUACAGCAGACCCUCAACCCCCAAGAAGCAAGUCAGGGAGCAGAUCAGCCCAGAACCAAACAGUCCACAACCAAACAGACCCCAAGAGAUGUGCGGCAGACACACUCCCGUUAAAUCACAACUUCACAAUGAAAAAGCUCGUUUUCAAGAUGGCGUAGACCAUUCUUCUUUUAUUCCGCAGACUCAGUUGUCUCAUUUCACUGGAUCUCAGUUGGAAGGACAAAAGCCAGUAAGCAGAAAUAACCAAAAUAUUUUAAAAAAUGGAGACGAAAUACACAUGUCCAGAAAUCACCAAAAACCAAUGCAGAUUCCUUGCCAGGACCCAAGGGAAAACCAUUCUGCAGCAGCAUUUCUUAAUUCUGGGUACAGUAAUGGUCAAUCAUCUUUAGUCCAUCAAGAGAAUACCAAAUGCAAUGCUCUACACGCUGUGCCUGUCAAUGUUGAAAGCGAGGAACCAGUUACAAUGAUAUUCAUGGGUUAUCAAAGUAUAGAGGAUGAGGAUGAAGCUGUGGGUUUUGAGGGGGCUAUUCGGGCUGAACUGGUAGAUAUUGACAAUGAUGAUGCUGACCACGAUGCUCAGCCAUCUUGCCAUCCUGAUGGGCAGCAUAGCAAGGCUUCCCAUCCAGCUAUCAGCUCGAAGGCUGGUCAGUGUCUUCCAGAUCCACGAAUAAACCUGAACAUGAACAACAGGUCACCUUACAUGAAUUCAAUCCCGCUGCAAGAGAAAGAACCAAGCUUGACUCAUUCUCCCUACCGCAUGUAUACUGAAGGGCCAAUGACUGGAGAUGGUACCAGUGACCCUUCGAUGACAGCACUAAGACUGAGAAUGGCAAAACUAGGCAAAAGAAUGAUGUAAAAUGCCAAGAUGGGAUUUCAGUAGCUGUCUUAAGGAUUCCAUGAAGGUAAUCCAAAGAAAGGACACAGCCCGAGACUUCUUUUUUGCACAAACCGCACCAGAAUCAACUAUUCAGUGACCAUUGUGGAUGAGUUUCAAUACAGUUUAUUUCUACGAGAUAUGAAACUGCUCAAUACGCAAGUGCAUUAGGAAUCUAUGUUUGUCUAAAUUGCCUAAUGACAGUUAUUAUUAUUAUUAUUAUUAUUAUUAUUAUUAUUAUUAUUAUUAUUAUUAUUAUUAUUAUUAUUAUUAUUAUUAUUGGGAUAUUUGUUCAGUUUGUUUAUGGCUAUACUAUAUUCACUUAAAUAAAAUGCCAAAUUCAUAAUAAGUGCCUUUAAAAAGUCAUUUUUAACUCUGCUUUUUUGGUUGUUUGUAUAUAUUCACAUUUAAUAUUGUAUUUUGUAAUAGAUUUCUAUCUGUAGUAAAUUAUGUUUGGGGGAAAAAAGUAAUCCAAUGUCUAACCAAGUCCUACCUUAAAUACUAGUACAGUACAUGAAAAUGUAAUUAAAAACUAUUACUAUAUUGAUAAAUUUUGCUGUGCGCCAAACAUGCUGAUGUUGCUUUUACAGAAACAAUUAAAAA
This is a messenger RNA of Polyodon spathula (Mississippi paddlefish), 2505 nucleotides long. RefSeq names its product palmdelphin-like. The transcript is spliced from 9 exons. The record is from RefSeq and is a predicted model, not a curated record. Lineage: Eukaryota; Metazoa; Chordata; Actinopteri; Acipenseriformes; Polyodontidae. Bases 241 to 1884 code for a protein of 547 amino acids. Gene Ontology annotation, cellular component: membrane; cytoplasm. Gene Ontology annotation, biological process: regulation of cell shape.